This is a messenger RNA of Oryzias melastigma (Indian medaka), 1687 nucleotides long. RefSeq names its product YjeF N-terminal domain containing 3 (gene yjefn3). The record is from RefSeq and is a predicted model, not a curated record. The coding region runs from base 299 to 1042 and encodes 247 amino acids. NCBI's taxonomy places the organism in Eukaryota, Metazoa, Chordata, Actinopteri, Beloniformes, Adrianichthyidae. The transcript is spliced from 6 exons. Gene Ontology annotation, cellular component: mitochondrion. Gene Ontology annotation, molecular function: NAD(P)HX epimerase activity.
GCUGUUCCGUGCUAUUCCAGUCCGUUUGUUUUCUCCGGGAGCGCCGGGGACGCGGACUGGCAGCGUGUGCGCGCAGCACCAGCGUGCACGUGUGAAGCGGCCAGUGAUUUUCGUCCAGCGUCUGAACCAAUCGAGGGAGUCGGAACGCAGACAGAGGGAACCCAUUUUAGUUCAGCGUUUGUUGAUUGAGGCGCAGAGAGAAGCGGAGGUGGCUCCUCUCCUCACCCUCUCCUCUCCUCUCCUCUCCUCUCCUCUCCCGGGUGUGACGACUGGAUCUGGGCGAAAACACGAGAGCAAGAUGAUGAACCACAGCUCAGCUGAUGGAGAGGCGGAAAACACCCAACCUCUGCGUUACCUUAGCAAAGGAGAAGCAGCAGCGAUCGAAGCAGAACUGCUGAAGGACUACAGGUUUGGACAGCAGCAGCUGAUCGAGCUCUGGGGACAAGCCUGUGCUCUGGCCAUAGCUAAGGCUUACCCUCUCAGUUCUCUAACAAAGAAGCAGCCAACAGUGCUGGUGAUCUGCGGUCCAGAGCAAAACGGCUCCAUCGGUCUUGUGUGUGCACGACACCUGCGUAUAUUUAACUUUGAGCCGACCAUCUACCACCCAAAGCGCUCUGCUCACAGUCUGCACCAGGACUUCACCGUGCAGUGUGAGAAGAUGGACAUCCCCUUCCUCUCGUAUCUUCCUACAGAGGUGCAGCUCAUCAACGAUGCCUACAACUUAGUAAUUGAUGCCAUGCUGGGCCCGGAGGCCGACUGUUCCAACAUUAAGGAACCAUACUCUGGAAUCCUUGUCACCCUGAAGCAAGCCAAGAUUCCCAUUGCCAGUGUGGACGUGCCUUCAGGCUGGGAUGUCGAAGAGGCAAACCAGGAUGGCAUAAACCCAGAUGUUCUCAUCUCACUUAUGGCACCAAAGAAAUGUGCUAGCACUUUCCUUGGAAAGCAUUUUUUGGUCGGACGUUUCCUGCCCUAUGACAUUCAGAAGAAAUAUGAGCUCAAUCUCCCAGACUUCCCUGGCACAGACUACCUGGUCAAAUUGUAACUGAGAGGGGUGUGGCUUCUGGACCUUUGUUUUUAUAUAGAUUGUUACCGUUGGUUGUUAAUGUCCAUAUCUGAGUUGUUUAGGUCUAGAUUCAAUUUAGGCAAAUGUGUAGCUGAGCUACCAUAGAAAGAAUAAUUAGAAAGACGGUCCUGGAAGAUGUCUUUUAAAGAAAUGUCAUGAGGAGCCCACACUAUUUGACCCGUAAACGCUGUAGCAUUGUUUUUUCAGAGGAAUCCUUUUGUUUCCUUACGAAUGAUUAUUUACCUAGAAAUCCCUCCGGAGUUUGCCUCGGAAAUGAUAAGGAGUUGGUUUGCAAUAAGAAUUCCUCGUUUAUAUGAGUUCCUGUUUUCAGUUCCCUGAUCAGUUUUCUUCCACAAUUCUCUGAAUUAAAACGAAAAUGGUCCGUUGUUGUCCACAGAAUCAAGCUUAAGUUUUAGGAAAUGGGGUGUAACGAUUUGGUUUGCCAACAAUUUGAAUCAUAUCAUAAUCUGUGGUUCCUGAUCCGAUUCACGGUUGAUGUUGGUUCAUUUUGAACGAUCUGAUUCUCUGACCAAAAUGGAUCAGAACAUCUUGAUCCCAAACGUCCACCAGUGUGACUCAGUGAUGAAUACCUGGUACUGAACAGUGCAGGUGAAGUUUUCCAGA